Cladocopium goreaui is the source of this 2238-nucleotide messenger RNA. Lineage: Eukaryota; Dinophyceae; Suessiales; Symbiodiniaceae. The record is from the annotation of a GenBank genome assembly.
AUGGACGCGCUGUUCACCGAUCCCAACUGCACUUUGUCGGUGCCCUGGUCCACGUGGCUGAGCCGCCUCGAGGGCCUGGGAGGUUUGGACCUGGGGCCCUUCGGGGCGGAGGCCACUGCGGAAGGCGUCAAGGCGCAGCAAGCAGAGGAGGCUGCCGCGGCGUUGGGUCUUGGCCCCGACAACAGCUGCUUCCUGGGGAGCUCGACACUUCUGCUGGCACAGGUCGUUGGUGCCUGGCGCCGUGGGCGCUUCGUGGCAGCCUUGCAGACCUUUGCAGUGUUGCAUGACCAUUUCCUGACUGCUGCUCAUCCCGGCUUCUUUCUGCAUAGUGCUUGGCCACUGGGUGACCAGGACGCGCGUUUUUGGAAGGACCGCCUGCUGUACCAGAUCCGGCGCUUUCGGCAGAUCGUGGGGCGAACCUUGGAUCAAGGGCAGAAAGCCUUCGAUGAGGUCCCAGAUGCCGUGGAGCGGGAGAACCUGGGCAGUUUCGCCUCCCACGCCUUCCAACAGAUGCAGCAGCGCAACACUUCAUCCCGCUGGCCUUGGGAGUUGUCUCCCACUGUCGCCUUGAUCCCCAACUACGGUGGCACCCUACCCCCGGUGCGCGUCUACGUCUACGGGGAGUCAGAGGUGCCAGCCCUGGGGCCUUUGACGCGCUCAGCGGCCUUCUGCCACUAUCGCCAGUGGGGGAUGGAUGUGGGUUUUCACGACUUCUUUCGAACCUCCCCUGUGCGCACCUUCACGCCGGAGGAGGCAGACUAUUUCUUCGUGCCAAGCUACGCCUGCUGUCACCAGAUCGCGGGGAUGGCGGAUUUUCCGGAGUUGGAUAGGGAUUACGAAGCGGCGGUGGCGCAGCUGGCGUAUUUCCAACGGGCCGGUGGAAGAGAUCACAUCUUCUCCUUCCACUAUAUUGACCUCUUCCCAUCCUGGCGCAAGCGCAUUCCCAAGAGUGUCAUUCUGACGCCAGAGACAGAGGUGGGCUUCGAAAGAUCUCUGGGGGACUUCGGUUUGGAUCAGACGCGCUUUCCCCCGUUCAACCCCUUGAAAGACAUCGUGGUGCCACCGUACAUCAAUCUCAAAGAUAUCUUAGGCUUCCACCGCCACAGCAAGGCCCUGGGCUCGCGUUCCAUCCUGGCCUCCUUCGCUGGGAAGCUCUGGGAUGCCGAGUCCGUGGCCGAGGCGGCGGAGGUGCGGAACCGGGUGGCGCAGCUGGGGAAGGCGCCCGGCUUCCGAAUACAUGGCUAUGCCAGUAUCAAGGACAUGCUGAAUCCAGAUGGCAUGCAAAGGCUUAUGGGCGACAGCGUUUUCUGCCUGGUGCCCCGCGGGCGCGCGGCGUGGUCCGUGCGAUUUUUUGAGUCUCUUUGGGCUGGCUGUGUGCCAGUGCUCUUGUCAGAUCACUAUCAACCAUCCUUCGACCAGCUGUUUGAUGCAACCGAGUUUGUCAUGAAAUGGCCCGUAUCUCGCAUAGAUGAGUCCUUGGUCUCCUUUUUGACUAACUUGCCGUUGGAUGUGGCGCGACGCUACAUCGCAAAUGGUCGCAAUGUGCGAUGUUGGUACCUCUACCCACCACCGGAGGUCUCUUGGAUCGGCGAUUGGCAAACGCGGCAUGAGCUGGAAGAAGUGGAGAAGCACGUGUGCCCCAACCUCUCCUCCUCCCGCAACGCCUUCCAAGCCGUCGUGGAGAUCCUGGCCCGCAGGAAGGUCGCGAGCCGAGUGAGGCCUGAAGCCUUUUACAUUCCAAACCCGCAGCGGAACUUCGAAACCACCGUGGUGGAUGCGGCAAGCAGCUCGCGACCCGUCAGCAAGGUGGUGUCGUUACUUCAGGGCAUGAAGGAACAGCUGGAAAGUGAAGCUUCAGAGGAAGCAGAGCUGAUGGAGAAGUACAACUGCUGGUGCAAGGAGAACGGAGAGGCUAAGGAGAAGGCCAUCUUGGAAGCCACUUCUCGAAUCGAGGAGUGGGAGAACCGGAUCGCCGAGCUCAGUGCUAUGAGCUCACGGUUGGGGACGGAGUACAAGAAUCUGCAAGAAGAGGUGGACAAGAACCAGGCAUCCAUGGAUGAAUCUAUGGCCCUUCGCAAGAAGGAGGUUGCAAAGUUCCACGAGGAAGAGAAAGAGCUCUUCAAUAGCCUCAAUUCAGUGUGGUCCUCAGUAUCACUGCUCACAUUGCGGGUGACCAAAGCACAUUUAACAUCUUUUAACAUCACACCCACAGCUAUCGGAAGCACUCACUCUACUUGA